Micromonas pusilla CCMP1545 is the source of this 1242-nucleotide messenger RNA. Its product is annotated as glycosyltransferase family 4 protein. The record is from RefSeq and is a predicted model, not a curated record. Gene Ontology annotation, molecular function: glycosyltransferase activity. The annotation marks the transcript as partial. Lineage: Eukaryota; Viridiplantae; Chlorophyta; Mamiellophyceae; Mamiellales; Mamiellaceae. The transcript is spliced from 2 exons.
UUCGCCCCCGUCCUGUCCGGCGGCGGGUACUCCACGGAAGCGAUCGCGCUCCUGCACGGCCUCGUGAACGUCCUCCCCGCGGACGAAAAACCGAGCGCGGUGCGCGUGAGCCAUCACGGCGACGCGAUCUCGACCGAGCACUACCUCGGCCUCCCAGACCACUACCGCGAAGCGCUCGACGCCGCGAUGCGCCCGCGCCCGCCGCUCCCCGCGCGCGAUUUCGUCGUCGUGUGCCACUCCGAGCCCGGGGCGUGGGACCCGCCGCGGUAUCACACGACGCGGUGCCCGCCCGAGGGAUACGGCCGCGCCGGCGCGCUCGCGGUGAUCGGACGGACGAUGUUCGAGACCGACCGCCUCGAGGACGAGCACGUGCGGCGGUGUAACAGGAUGCGCGAGGUGUGGGUCCCGACGUCGUGGAGCGCGCGCGUGUUCGAGGCGGCCGGGGUGAGGAAGGAGAAGAUCCGCGUCGUCCCGGAAGCCGUGGACGUCGACGCGUUCGACCCCGCGGCGUUCUCGACCGCGACGGGAGGAGGAGACCGCGCGCCGUACGACGCGACGGGGAACGGCGUCCUCGCCGUGGGCCCGCGCCUGGACGACGACGCGGCGAGCGGCGUCACGAAGUUCCUGUCCGUGUUCAAGUGGGAGGCGCGGAAAGCCCCGGAGGUUUUGCUCGAUGCGUACUUUCGCGAGUUUUCCGCGUCGGACGCCGUCGCGUUGUUCCUUCGCUGCGAGCUGUUCCACGAGGACGGGCGCGACUUGGGGAAGCGUCUUUGGGGCACGCCCGACGGCGAAGGCGUCGACGCGGCGAUUCGAUCGCGCGCGCCGCGAGUGUUCAUUCUCCCUCGAGCAUCCGACGAAGAGAUGCCGUCGUUGUACGCCGCCGCGGACGCGUUCGUGCUUCCCUCGCGCGGAGAAGGCUGGGGGCGGCCGCACGUCGAGGCGAUGGCGAUGGCGUUGCCCGUGAUCGCGACGAACUGGAGCGGGCCGACGGAGUUCAUGACCGAGGCGAACUCGUACCCGGUGCGGAUCGAGGACGCGCUCGUCGCGCUGCCGGAGGAGAGCGCGUUUCGGACGCACAAAUGGGCGCAGCCGUCGGCGACGGCGCUGAGAGCCGCGAUGCGCGCGGUCGCGUCGAACCCGCGGGAGGCGAAGGCGAAGGGCGAGAACGCGCGGCGGACGAUGGUGGAGCGGUUCUCGCCGAGAGUCGUCGCCGAGCUCGUGACGGAGGAGCUGCGGAGGGUC